Penicillium macrosclerotiorum is the source of this 957-nucleotide messenger RNA. RefSeq names its product 3-hydroxyacyl-CoA dehydrogenase family protein. The transcript is spliced from 3 exons. Lineage: Eukaryota; Fungi; Ascomycota; Eurotiomycetes; Eurotiales; Aspergillaceae. Gene Ontology annotation, biological process: fatty acid metabolic process. The record is from RefSeq and is a predicted model, not a curated record. Gene Ontology annotation, molecular function: NAD+ binding; oxidoreductase activity, acting on the CH-OH group of donors, NAD or NADP as acceptor. The coding region runs from base 1 to 957 and encodes 318 amino acids.
AUGUUCGCCUCGUCUCUUCGCUCUGUGUGUCGUAAUGGCCCCGUGGCGGCCCGCAAAUUCAGCUCCACUGCCGCUACGAGCGCUGCCGAGGUUAAAUCGCUGGGUGUGAUCGGUGCCGGGCAGAUGGGUCUGGGAAUUGCACUUGUUGCUGCACAGAAGGCCCAGGUUCCUGUAACUUUGGUUGACACCUCUCAAGCUUCCUUAGAUAAGGGCCUCAAGUUUGCCGACAAGCUACUGGAGAAGGAUGUUUCUAAGCAGCGUAUUACUCGUGAAGCCGCUGAUGCGGCCCGCGCUCUCCUCACGCCGACCUUGAAGAUGGACGACCUCUCCUCGGUGGACUUUGUCAUUGAGGCAAUUCCCGAGAUCCCUGAUCUCAAGCAAGCCAUUUUCAAGAACCUUGCCCAGAUUGCUCCCAAACAUGCUAUUCUAGCCACCAACACAUCGUCCAUCUCCAUUACUAAGAUCGCCGCUGCCACCACUACCGAUCCGACUAACCUACAGGCCCCAUCCCGCGUCAUUUCGACCCACUUCAUGAACCCGGUUCCUAUCCAGAAGGGCGUGGAGAUCAUUCGUGGCCUGCAAACCUCGCAGGAAACUAUGGAUACCGCGAUUGCCUUUGUCCAGCGCAUGGGCAAGGUGGCCUCCGUGUCGGCCGACUCUCCCGGCUUCCUGGCCAAUCGUAUCCUCAUGCCUUACAUCAAUGAAGCUGUGAUCUGUCUGGAAACUGGAGUUGGUAGCCGUGAAGGUAUUGACAACAUCAUGAAGAACGGUACCAACGUCCCUAUGGGGCCCCUGACCUUGGCGGAUUUCAUCGGUCUUGAUACCUGUCUGGCUAUUAUGAACGUUCUUCAUCAGGAGACCGGCGAUAGCAAGUACAGGCCUUCCGGUCUUCUUCGUCGGAUGGUUGAUGCAGGCUGGAUGGGUAAGAAGUCAGGCAAAGGCUUCUACGAUUACUGA